Messenger RNA from Oncorhynchus kisutch (coho salmon), 4809 nucleotides. Its product is annotated as cadherin-related family member 1. NCBI's taxonomy places the organism in Eukaryota, Metazoa, Chordata, Actinopteri, Salmoniformes, Salmonidae. The coding region runs from base 230 to 2908 and encodes 892 amino acids. The transcript is spliced from 18 exons. Gene Ontology annotation, cellular component: catenin complex; plasma membrane. Gene Ontology annotation, biological process: homophilic cell-cell adhesion; cell migration; multicellular organism development. The record is from RefSeq and is a predicted model, not a curated record. Gene Ontology annotation, molecular function: beta-catenin binding; cadherin binding; calcium ion binding.
CCUCUCUUGCUGACCUGCCCCCUGCCCGACAAUCGGCGAUAAAUGGCCUGAUUGGAGAGAAGGGGGGUCUAUAUGCGUCUCCGGGGUUAAGACGUGUUAUUGGAUUAGUAUGUGGGCAUCUGCCUAAGCCUUCCUUCUCUAGUUCCCCGUAAAACACCUUGAAGGACACCUCGUGUACAAAACUAACUGUAGUAUAUACCUCCACAAUCUCUUUUCUUGGUGUGCUUUCAUGGCUUUGCUCUCUAGGAUGAAGAAUGUCAAGAAGUUACAUUUUUCACUGCUUCUUGUAUUAGUGCAUGUUUGCUUUGUUGAAACACAAGCAGACUACGCCCCAUUUUUCUAUGAUAAUGGGCCCUACAGUAGCAACGGAAACCUGGCACUCUUCAGUCUGACAGAGGACACUCCUGUCGGCACAGAGAUCUAUGCUCUCAAUGGCACCGACCCGGAAGGCCAAGAGGUGAGGUAUGGGUUGAGCUUUGAACCCGGUGCCAAAGAAUACUUCAGAGUGGAGCCCAAGUCUGGAAACAUAACUCUGGUGGAACAACUGGACAGAGAGAUUUUAGAUUCUAUUGAAGUUCUUGUCAGUAUCACAGAUGGCAGAAGUAAGGUCACUGAAAAGGUCACAGUGUUUGUCAUGGAUGCCAAUGAUGAACGACCAGUGUUCAAAAACCUGCCCUCCUUUUUGGAUGUUCCAGAGAACUCUGAAUGUGGGAGCAGUAUCUACAAAGUGCUGGCUGUGGAUCGGGAUACAGGCUCUGGAGGCUCGAUCACCUUCUAUCUACAGACUAAUGGUCAAUCCAGUAAGUUUGCCAUAGACCGACACAGUGGUGUGCUGAGGAUCAAGCCCGGGGAGAUGCUGGACUAUGAGAGGUCGACAACACACUUCAUCACAGUGGUGGCCAAGGAUGGUGGUGGGAAUUACAAUGGGAAAGAACAGGUGAUGUCAUCCUCUGCCACCUUGACAAUCAAUGUGAUUGACACCCAGGACACGCCCCCUAGCUUUGUUGGGACACCAUAUUUCGGAUACGUUUAUGAAGUGUCCGUACCAGGUUCGGAAAUAUUCACAGUUUUCGCCAAAGAUGGAGACCUAGGAAUGCCCAAACCAAUUCAUUAUUCCCUUGAGAAUGGUACAGAUGGUGUUUUUAGCAUCAACAAAACAAGUGGUGUGAUCAGUCUGUUGACUUACCCUAUCUAUCUGAAGAGGGAAAUUUUCAACAUGAAAGUCAAGGCCUCUGAGGUCAGCCCUGAGGGGAACCUUAUGGACUAUGGGUUCACCACGGUCGUUAUCCGGGUGGUAGACCUAAACAACCACCCCCCCACCUUCUAUGGGGAGAAUGGACCGCAGAACAUGUUUGAGAUGACCAUGUACGAACACCCUCCAGAGGGAGAGAUCAUCCGUGGUCUGAAGAUCACGGUCAAUGAUUCUGAUCAGGGGUCCAAUGCUAAAUUCAACCUCAGACUUGUUGGUCCUGGGCGGAUGUUACGGGUGGUUCCCCAGACUGUGCUCAAUGAGGCCCAGGUAACCAUCUUAGUGGAGGACUCUGCUGCCAUGGACUAUGAGAAAUUCCAUUUCCUCACCUUCAAGCUUCUUGCCGUGGAGAUGGACACACCAGAAAGAUUCAGCGCCACGGCGGACAUCGUCAUACAUCUCCUCGACACCAACGACAAUGCUCCCAAGUUCUCCUCCGUUUACUACAUUGCCAGAAUCCCGGAAAACUCUCCCGGCAACUCCAAUGUUGUGUCUGUGACCGCAACAGAUCCAGAUUCAGGCUUUUGGGGAGAAGUCAAGUACUCAAUCUAUGGCUCAGGGGCUGACUUGUUUCUGAUUCAUUCAGCAUCCGGCAUCAUCUACACCCAGCCGUGGGCCAGCCUGGACGCGGAGGUGAAGUCCAAGUAUAAUUUCUAUGUCAAAGCAGAGGACGCAGAGGGCAAGUACAGCCUGGCCGAGGUAUUUGUGACAGUGCUGGACCUCAAUGAUCACCCGCCAGAGUUUAAUGAGAACUUCCUGGAGAAGACCAUGAUCAUAGGAGCGCUGGUGAAGAUAGAGGCGCAAGAUGACGAUGCAGAGGGGCCCAACAAUGUCAUUGAGUACUCCAUCAUGAAGACAGACCCAGAAAACAUAUUCGACAUCAACGCAGACACGGGCGAGAUCAAGCUCAAGUCCUACAUCAAGUCCAUGGACAUCGUCCAGAACAUCACCAAACAGAAUGACUGUACCUGGUCUGUGGUGGUCCAGGCCCAAGACAGAGGCUCUCCCUCCUUCAGCACCACCACGGUGGUCAAGAUAGACAUCACAGAGGCGACUCAACUCAGGGGCCCUUGGGCAUCCUUUUUCGUGCAGAGUAGAGACAAGCCUUUGCACAUCUUAGGUAUGAUCGCUGGUGUCAUUAGUCUCAUGGUUGUGGUGACAGUCUUCAUCUCCACCAUCAUGUUCAUGCGCAACAAAAAGUCCAACAGGAUCCUGCCCCACCGCCGCAUCCGGAGGCGAAACAAUCCACCCGUGACCUUCAAGUUCCCGAACUCUGGAGAGAAACUCCUAAUCCAAGAACCAGAGGUCAUGGUGGGGGUCAACUGUAGCAACUGUAACAUAGCGAGCGGACACCCUCUGCCUCCAAACCACAACAUGAAUGUGGUGACUGGACACCAUUGGUCUCCAAACCACAAUGUGAGCAUGGUGAGUGGACGCCAUUGGCCACCACCACCACCGCCCAAUGCCCCUGCCCUUCCCCCACUGCUCCCUGGGGGGAGGCCAGGGGACAGACAAUGGGUGGUACCGACAGUAUUGGGCACAGUAGCACAGAUCAAGCCUAAGAGGAACAGGAACAGACCAGUUGACAGUGUGAAUGCAGCACUGGUGUCUGAGCUCAAAAUGAGACUGGACCAGAGGAGGUUGGCAAACUGCUCUUAGGAGAGCGAGAGAGUGAGUGUUUGUCUGCUUGUGAGUAUUGAUGAGUGGGAGUCAUGAUACUCAAUGAAAGAUAUAAUUCAUACAGCAACUUUCAAAGUGCUUUACAUUGUGUGUGUAGAAGUCAACCAUCAAUGUGUAGAAGUCAUCAUCAAAGUUCAUAUUAUGGACUGGUGAAUCUCUGAUCCAUUCCUUCUGUUCUUAGUAAUUUCAGGUUCUUAUAGCUUACGUGAUGAAGUCAUAGACUAGAUCUCAGGACAAGGCUCUUAUUUGGCUUCUGUCCAAGCUCCUUACAAGAGCUUUUAUGAAGCUUAACCUGACUAAAGGGAUCAACGGAGAGAGGUGAACUCGUCUGACCACCUGACAAAGAAGAUCAACAAGCUUGGGAGUCAAGCAAAAUGCAUCUGAACACAUUAAGGCAGGCACAUUUUGGGGUAAACCAAUCACAUUGCGGAUAAUUUGUCACAUCUGCCAUGUAAGGACCCUUGAUCAAACAUGUCUAAUUUCAUCUAUUUGUGUGGUGCAUCUCUUUCCAAUUGGAUUCUCAUUUAUAUUCCCCCCCCCCAAAAAAACAUGAGUACAGAGGAAAUUUGUGGAUUUUAAAACCAAACAUAUCCCUUGUAUGUGCAUCCACUUACAUCUUGAGCCAGCCUUUUAAAGCAAUAAUUGCUAUGUCCUUUGUCUAGGGGUUAGAGAUAAAUAUGGGUUUGGCCAAUGGGAUCCAAGGACCAGGAUGGUGGUGUUGCCGAGGAAAAGUUUGGGUAUUUACUGUAAGGUGGCUAAAGGAUUAGGUUCAUUACCUUACGAAUCACUCUGGAACAGUGUUAUUCACUGCCCUCUCCUGGAGAAGAAAGGGAAUAAUUUAUUAACCCUUUGACGCAUACAAUCACAUUUGAUCAUUGUUGACUGGUCCCUGCAGCGUACCAUCGUAAAUAUGUGAUUGGAAUAGUAACAACAGAACAUAGCUAUGAUAAAACAAACAUGUCUAAACAGCAUUGUCUGAAAAGCAUCAACACAAUGUUUUGUUCUGAUGGGAAUAAAGGUCUUCACAACUUUAUUCCUCAAUUACACCUUUUUAUUGUAAAAGAUAAAUACGAAUUUCGUCAUAUAAACAACACAUGGAACACAUCUACACCCAAACUCAUUGCAUAAACCAAUCUAAAUAACAUGUUGCCCUGACAAUAAAAUAUACAUAAAUUAACAACUUAACAGCUAGACUUGUUUACAAUGUACAACAUCUCUAGUGAGCACAAGGGAGAAAUGUAAUAUUGUUUAGAAAAGAGAUCCGUGUCAGCUAAGUUAAGAGCAACCAUGUGUGUUUGUUUCCAAGCGAAAACUCCCUAAUCACAGAAUGCCAUUCACUAUAAGAUGCAAAUAAACAAAGUCAAAGAUGGCAGCACCCACUACCUGAAAAAUAUUCACUUAGUUUGGCCACUGGAUAUUACAAAUCUCCGAAGUACUUGUUACAGUGUACACAAGAACCGGAGCACAUGACUUUACCAAAAAGCAAAUAAGAUCAUCACACCAAAUACAAGUCUACUGCCUAGCUGAACCAUAGCUAUACAGGGUUAAAGCCAUUUUAUGGGGUUUUGUGGAGAGGAGGAUUAAUUUAAUUUGUGGGGGGUUUCAAGUCCAUGGGGGGUAGAAAUGUAGAUUCAACUAGGAAUUCCAACUCAGGAACUCGUGCCUCUUUAUAGAGCUACGACCUUCCGACUUGAAUAUCACUGACGUUAUGAUUUGACCUAUGGUUUUUGUUCAUGUGUUUAGUCCAGUAAUCCAAAUUCAUAAGGCGUGAUCACUAGGCCCAGACAAAGUCAAAAAGUUCCGUUACAGUUCGUAGAAACAUGUCAAAUGAUGUAUAGAAUCAAUCUUUAGGAUGUUUUUAACAUAAAUCUUCAAUAAUG